This is a messenger RNA of Syngnathus typhle (broad-nosed pipefish), 3834 nucleotides long. RefSeq names its product RNA-binding protein MEX3B-like. Gene Ontology annotation, molecular function: RNA binding. The transcript is spliced from 5 exons. The record is from RefSeq and is a predicted model, not a curated record. The coding region runs from base 159 to 2114 and encodes 651 amino acids. Lineage: Eukaryota; Metazoa; Chordata; Actinopteri; Syngnathiformes; Syngnathidae.
UUAACGUGCUAGUGGGGAAGCUGGCGAGACAAAACAAAAGGCACACAUUACAGUACACACAUUUCAACCACCUGGCGCUGGUCGCUUGUUAUUUGCAUUUUGUUUGUUUGUUUUCCCCCCUUCCCCCGAUUCAAUAUUUUUUAAUAUAUUGUUUGGGCAUGCCGAGCAGUACGUCUUUGCUGGAGGCGGAGGAGGGAGAAUCCGAGGUCCCACCGCCGCCGCUAGCGCACGCUUUCGCCGGUAUGGGCCUUGACGAGCACCUCGGCAAUCAAAGCCAGGCGGCAGCCGAGCAAUCGGAUGAAAGUUCAGCCUUGUACCACCACCACCACCAGCAGCUCAUCCCGGCGUCCCACUUUAACCUCCUCGGUACGGUCCUCGACUUGAAGCCACUGCAGCAUCGUGCACCUUCGGGAGACGAAGGGAACGUCACGCCCGAGGACGAAGACCCACAAGUUUCAACCACGUCGGGGAGCCCGUUGCUAUCGCAGGCCCACCAAUACAUCCAUUCUUCGGUUCCGGCCGGCCCCACGAUGCCGUCCGCUUUGGAUCAAGUCGAGACGGUGUUGUUAUACAACGGAGACGAGCGGGGGGACGACGCUGGCGUGUACUGCGGAGAGCCGGGUGGCGGCUGCUUUGAGGCCGAGGCGUCGCUCCUGGCUCGCCGGAAAAGUGUCAACACGACUGAAUGCGUGGCCGUGCCCAGUUCCGAACACGUUGCGGAGAUCGUGGGCCGACAAGGUUGUAAGAUCAAAGCGCUCCGAGCCAAGACCAACACGUAUAUCAAGACGCCGGUGAGGGGCGAGCAGCCAGUUUUUGUUGUGACCGGACGCAGGGAGGACGUAUGCAUGGCCAAGCGGGAGAUUUUGUCAGCCGCUGAGCACUUCUCCCUCAUCCGGGCAUCGCGGAACAAAGCAGGCUCUCUGUCUGUGGCGUCUGGCCCGGGGAUCCCGGCUCUGCCCGGGCAGACCACCAUUCAGGUGCGGGUGCCAUAUCGUGUCGUAGGACUGGUUGUGGGUCCUAAAGGGGCAACAAUCAAGCGUAUCCAGCAGCAGACGCACACCUACAUCGUGACACCGAGUCGCGACAAGGAGCCGGUGUUCGAGGUGACUGGCAUGCCAGAGAACGUAGACCGCGCCCGCGAGGAGAUAGAGGCGCAUAUCGCCCUUCGCACGGGCACCUGCGGCAGUGGGGUGGAGGUGCCCGGCGCUGACAACAACGACUUCCAGUUCAACGGCACGGAUGUCAGCUUUGACAAUAACGGCGAAGCCGGGUGGCUCGGCCCUGGGGGCCUCCUCCCGGCGAACCAGAGCGGCGGCGCUCAGCGGGCCCACACGGGCGGCGGUGUGCGCAUGUCUUCCACCUAUCGCAACGACAGCUCCAGCUCCCUGGGCAGUGGCUCCAGCUCCACUGACUCCUUCUACGGAGGAGGGGGCAGCGGCACCAACUGCAUGGGCGACUUCAGCCCCACCUGCUCGUUCAAUGCCAAUUCCAACAACAACAAUAACAGCAGCAAUGACAACCCGGGGGCCUCCAGCUUCUGGUUUGGAGACGGCCUACCACCAGUGGGUUCAGAGGAGCCCAUCACAGUGGCGGGCGCUAGCUCCUCGUCAGGAUUCGAACCCCUGACCGUCUCCACUAGCGGCGCGCCUCAGCACAUCUGGAGCCCCUUCGUGGACCACCAAAGCCUCCAGGUCUUCGACGCAAGGCCUGCUCAGACAAGUCAACCCGGGACGCCCCGUCUCUCGCCCACCUUCCCGGCUGAGGUGCUAGAGCACCCCCAGGGAUUGCACGUGCUCCACGCCCCCUUUAGCAGCGCUCACCGCCCGCCCUCCUACUGCUCGGCCUUCUCCUCCUCCUCCGGCGACAGCUCGUCUUCGUCGCCGCCCGAACCUUCCCUAGCCUAUGGCGCGGGGGCCUCGGCAGGGCCGGGGCGCCGCCCGGGCCCCGACGUGUGCAUCCGCUGCCUGGAUGGCCGGGCCGUGGCUGCGCUGGUCCCCUGUGGCCACAACCUCUUCUGCGUCAAGUGCGCCACCCAAAUCUGCCAGUGUCCUGACGCCGCCUGCCCCGUGUGCCUGUCACCUGUCACUCGGGCCCUUCGGCUGCGCAACAUGUGACUGGCGGCUCGCCAAAUCCUCAAAUGUAGCAACCAGAAAACGUUUCAAACGUUUUAGCCACCUUUUGAUCCUUUUUUAUUUUUUGAUUUGCAGCAGUCUCUUGUGACUGCCGUCCUCCGGAGUGAGCAAGUGAGCAUGUUUACAAACGGCAGGACCCCCGGCUCGUUUCGUAUUAACCAGUCGUAUUAUACACUCAUGCAUUACAUACUACAGCGGCACGACAAGCCGCCUUUUAUUCUCUCUUUCUAAACACUCCAUAGGGCGUCAACUCGUUACCUUAGCAGUGCUACUCUUUUUAUUUCCCAGUUUGCAGAAGUCACUACACCAGGAUCAAAAUCGUUUACGGUUCAAUCUCGUGCCUGAAAUUAAGUUAUAAACAAAAAAUAUACAUAUGACAAAAAAAGCUUACAAAAAUGACUUUGAAAAGCGUGGCCUUUUGUGUUUAGACUGAUGUACUGUACACAUCGGGGUCCCAAGUCUUACAAAUGAUUUCUUUUGCUUCCUCAUCCUUUUUUGAGCAUACUUAAUACUAACAUUCCUUUCACAAAACCUGCUGUAAAUCUAGGAACAACUCGUUGAAUGUUCUCCAGUGUUGACAUUUUCUUUUAUUAAACGUACGACUUUCAUUUCCUCGUCCUGCCGCCGGGCCUAUGCAAGAGUCCGCCUGGGUUUGGACAACCAGGACGAGGAAAUUUAAUGAGGGACUUGACGGUACUUUCUGUUGGGACUCAGGGGAGGGUUUUUUGUUUUUUACUCCGCCAUUCCUCAUGCCCCAAAAAUGAAAUCAUCUCAGUUAAUGUUUCGAUCUAAUGAACUGUUGGGAUGUUUUUGAGGGAGAAGCGCCUGGAAUGUAAACACUCCACAACUAAAUUAAGUUUUUUUUGGUAGUAGUAUUUGGGAUUGAACUCAAGUUUGAGUGAUUCUUUGCUUGAAAACUAAGACACCCAAGAUGAUACCCUCCAGGUUCUUUUCCCUCUAAUCAAUAUCCGUCCUUUGUUGGUGUUUUUUUUUUUUUUUUUUUUUGGGGUGGGGGUGAAUGCAAUAUACAUGGUCAACCCUCAGCUUAUUGUAUUAUAUUGUUAAGGACUGAGAACUGAGAUGUACAGAAGUUAUUUUUAUUUUGUUACAUUUCAUAUUCUAUAUAUAUAUAUAUAUAUAUAUAAAUAUAUAUAUCUGGAAAAAGUAACUAUAUUCCGAUGUUUACAAUAAGAUUUAAAUUUUUUAAUUUUUCUUUGCGCGGGCGAUAAACACGAAUGAAUUUGCUAUGCUUUAUCCACUUUGUAGUUAGAUUAUUGGAACGCCACCACUGGAAAUAUGGAAUGUGCAUACACAAGCAUGUCUGCGUUUAAUAAAAAAAUAAAAUGUAAGAUAGUAAAAAAAAUAGUUAAGUGAAAUUAAACCGCUGAAUAUAAGAACUGCCUGUUAAUACGUAUUCAACAAAGUGUAAAAUUUUUUUAGUAGCCGUUUUUGUGCUAAUUUUACUACUUGAUGUAUAUGUAGGGAGCAAGUCUUAUGGCAUAUAUAUAUAUAUAUAUAUAAAAAUUAAUACAAAAUGGCAGAGUCAGGCGUUAAAAAAAGCAAGACUAUAUUUUAUAAAUGGGCCUUUUAAGUUAUUGCGGCCUAAGCACUGAUGUUGUUAUAUUUGCUGUAAAGAGAAUUUUAAGAGUUUUAUUUUUCUGAUAUUAAAGUUACUUAAUAAAGAUGGUUUCAUUUUAAGCCA